Molecule: messenger RNA, 1185 nt
Organism: Panicum virgatum (switchgrass)
Lineage: Eukaryota; Viridiplantae; Streptophyta; Magnoliopsida; Poales; Poaceae
Product: receptor-like kinase TMK3
Exons: 1
Coding region: 1-1185 (394 amino acids)
Molecular function (GO): protein binding
Source: RefSeq, a predicted model, not a curated record
AUGUCGACCACCGUCCAUCGCCAAGGAUGCACCACCACGGUGAAGAGGAGGCAGGAGUGUCGUCUCCUCCUCGCCCUCCUCCUGACGUGCUGCGGUCUUGCUGCGGCGGCGGCGGGACGCCGCUCAGACGCGGACGCCGUCGCUGACCUCGCUCGGUCCCUGGCGAGGCCACCGUCUACCUGGACCACAGCCGGCGGCGACCCCUGCUCCUUCGAGGGCAUCUCUUGCUCCUCCUCUGGCCGCGUCAUCGCCAUCGACCUCGCGGGGAUGGGCCUGUCUGGGACCCUGCACCCCUCCCUCUCCUCGCUCACCGCGCUCGAGUCGCUCCAGCUCGGGGGCAACGCCCUCUCCGGCGCCGUCCCGCCGCUGCGAGCCCCCUCCCUCACCAGCCUCUCCCUCGACGGCAACGCCUUCACGUCCCUCCCGAAGGACUUCCCGCUGGGAAUGCCCGCGCUGAGGCACCUCAUCAUGGACAACCUCCCCCUGGCGCCGUGGCCCUUCCCCCACGCCAUCGCCGGCUGCCCCUCCCUCCGCACCUUCUCCGCCUCCAACGCCUCCGUGGCCGGCCCGUUCCAGGCGGCGGCGGCCAUUGUCAUCGCAAACCUCACGUCCAUCAGGACACUGAGGCUGUCGCGGAACGCGCUCACCGGAGUGGUGCCGGCGGCUCUGGGCAAGAUCGCCAGCCUGAGGGAGAUCUCCCUGUCCAACAACUUCCUCCAAGGGCCGGUGCCACAGUUUGCUGCCGGAGUGGCCGCCGACGUGGUCGACGGUAACUGUUUCUGCUUGGACGAGCCCGGGGCGUGCAACGCGCAGGUGAGCACUCUGCUCCAGGCGGCCGAGGGCUUUGGCUACCCCUUCUACCUAGCAAGGGCAUGGAGGGGGAACGACCCUUGCAGUGGCGACUGGCUUGGCACGGUAUGCGACAUCUCAGGUAGUGUAACCAUGAUCUACCUGCAACACGCUGAGUUAUCAGGUACAAUAUCGCCGGCCAUAGCGGACCUGAUAGACCUUGAAAGACUUGUGCUAGCCGGCAACAAUCUCACCGGGGAGAUACCGGAGUCUCUCACGAAAUUGACGAAGCUUGAGCUUCUUGAUGUCACAAACAAUAGCCUCACGGGCCAACUGCCGAAGUUUAAGCCAUCUGUUUUUGUGUUGGCAGAUGGAAACGCGUUUAUUGGGGAAUAG